CUGGCCGCGUUGGCAGCCAGGCUGCAGGCGUCGGAAGUCGCGCGUGCGCAGGAACGUGAGUCUGCUCAGAAUAUCCAGCGUUUCCAUGUGGGACAGAUACGCGACCUUCAAGCAACAUCUGCCCAAGCUCAACCUGAACGGGGAACAUCCGACCCUAAUCGGGCAACUCCCAUACAAACGGGAAGUGACAACCCUGAACGGGCAACGGGCGUAAUCACGGGAAACGCAACGGUCGCAGGUACACAACCGGGACAGAAGAACACGACCGAAGCCGACUGGGAACAUCUACUGCCAACACUGCCGGGAGUCUACGUCGCGCGUCUAGCAAGGACUCUGAGGCCGACCGUGGUGAAAAAUGAGCCGGCCGCAGUUAAUGCGGCACACCGAUCUACUACGGCAACGCAGGUUGCCCCGACGGGGACCUCCCGUCCAGGGACCAAAACGACGGUGAAGAAGGAGCCAACGGAGCCAAAGAAGGACCCGCCCAGGAAGGACGAACGCAGGAAGGACGAUCGCAAGAAGGCGUCACGCAAGGGGCGCCGCCGGGUUCGCGACUCGUCCCCGGAUUCGAGCUCCAGUUCCUCGAGCUCGGAUGAUGAUAGCUCCAACUCGGACGACAGCCUGGACGACGAGGACGCUACACCGACCGUGGGAUCAACUACGGUUGGGGAUGGCAAGACCUCCUGGACGUUCCGCCCGUAUGUCAACUCCAGCACGCUAGGGCAGUUCGAUGAGAAGGCCCCGCUUGAAGAUCGACGUACCUGGUGGGAGAAGUUAACCAAUAUCUCCGUCCAGGGUGGUUGGUCCGACCAGACCAAGGUUCGAGAGCUCAAGAUGAAGUUGUCACCUGCCGCCCGGAAUUGGCGCGGCCAGCUGGGGAAGCACGUCCAGAGCAAUUGGAAGCGCUUCGUCCAGGAGUUCCGUCGCAAGUACCUGAAGCUCCGGACGUCGGAGUCUGAACGGUAUUAUACCAUGCGACAGAAGACGUCUGAGACCCCGAUGGAGUUCUUCUACAGGCUGAACGAGGCUGCGGUCAAGGCGGGGAUCAAGUACCGGAAGUCCAAGAAGGAGCGCAAGCAACAUGUCAAGCGUUUCCUGAAGAAUCUCCGGGACUCCCAGCUGAAGGCCAUCCUGGCUAACCAGAAGGAUCGCAGCCUGGACGACCUCGACGGCAUCCUGGAGCAACAGGAG
Phytophthora sojae is the source of this 1191-nucleotide messenger RNA. RefSeq lists its product as hypothetical. The transcript has a single exon. Lineage: Eukaryota; Oomycota; Peronosporomycetes; Peronosporales; Peronosporaceae. The annotation marks the transcript as partial. The record is from RefSeq and is a predicted model, not a curated record.